CGUGGAAGUGAACGGAUGUUUAUGCAAAACUCAAAAGCUUUUCAAGGUCAGUUGGCAGUAGGCACGUGUGAGAUAGUGAUGUUGAAUAGAGACAGCAGUCAACCCAAGCGCACUAUCGCCAGGCAGACAGCCCGCUGUGCCUGCCGGAGAGGACAGAUCGCUGGCACCACACGGGCCCGGCCAGCAUGCGUGGACGCCCGGAUAGUGAAAAGCAAGCAGUGGUGUGAGAUGUCCCCGUGUUCAGAGGGUGAAAUCUGCGGACUGCUCUUCAAUCGCUCCGGAUGGACCUGCACCAAAGGAGGCGGCCGCAUUAAAACCGUCACGCCUCUGCCCAAGGAGCCAUCCUAAAGGACUUCAGAUUGCCGUGAGGAGGUUUGCUGACAUUCACAGGAGCGACGCCAAACAGGAAUCAUCCAUCAGCCCCCACACAUUUGUGUCCAUCCUCUCAUUUCGGAGCUAAAGAUAUCAGCUGCCCCUCUCCCCGUCACCCUCCAACAGGAAAUGGAAUCCGUGCGCCAUGGUUGCAGUCAGUCAAGCAUCUCUACAGUAACACCCAGGUCAUCGUCUCUCAGCUGGGGACAUUUUCUGUCAAACCUCGACAUAAUCGAACUGUUUAAGUUUUGAUCUCGAAAUACAUUAGCUAGGAGAACAUUUCACUCGCUUUCCAUCCAGUUAAACCGUCAGAGGAGACCGUCCGCGCACCUUUCAGACUAAAAUUACGUAAGUUCCUCGCAAAGAGCGGCGAGGCUGUUGCGUAACAAGCAUCUCGGCGGACCCCAACUGCGUCUUUCGGAGCAAGGACAUGUCGUCGAUGAAAGGCCAAGGAUGUGCAGAGACCUUUAAACGAACCGCAACGCUUUCUUAUGGAACUGGGAAGCAGCAGAUGACUGACGUGUCCUGUAGAUUUGACCUCACGCGGUUUGACCAUAUGGAUUGUGUGCUGUCUGAGAAUGGCAAUGCACUGAUGCCGUCAACUCUAAUCAUGGCUGAUUUAAAGAUUAGCAAACAAUGUGUGGAUGUCAUCUGUCCCUUCCUCUCUGGGGCGUCUCUUUCACUCUCUGCUUUAAAUGUCUGUCUCUAAUGGAUAUAUCAUUUCUAUCGAUACUUUAUUUUGACUGUAAAUU
This is a messenger RNA of Puntigrus tetrazona (Sumatra barb), 1124 nucleotides long. RefSeq names its product chemokine-like protein TAFA-5. Bases 16 to 348 code for a protein of 110 amino acids. The record is from RefSeq and is a predicted model, not a curated record. NCBI's taxonomy places the organism in Eukaryota, Metazoa, Chordata, Actinopteri, Cypriniformes, Cyprinidae. The transcript has 5 exons.